GAUUUUUGUUUAGUUCUAAGAUGUAUGUGCAACAGGUUUUACUUUUGUUUCAUUGUUAUUCAACACUGAUGGAAAAUAAAGAACGAGUUGUAAUCUAAUUAUAAUGCAACUCUGUUAAGGACUUUAAACCUAAAAGAAAUGUUCUUUUUCGAUUUAAUGAGGCCCAGUUAUAUUUAUCUUUGUUCUGUCAUUACGUUUUAAAUCAUAACAACAAAAUGGGAACGUAUUAAACAUUUAAAAAUGGUUUCCACAUUACUGUGGUUAGUGCGCAGGUGUAGUGAGGCUGACCAAUAGGAAACGAGCAUGUGAAUCGGACCAAACAUCGAUGAGGAAGCGAAACAAACAACACAGAAGCCAAUAGUAUACUUCCACCGUGAAGCAGCAUGGCAAGGAGGCAUGUCCUGUCAGUAGGAGGUGCAGCCUCCAGCUCGUGGGCAAAACGGCCAAUUAGAAAGAAGAUUAUCAGACAACAACCAAUCCCAGAGCAAGCAUGGUUAGUAUUGCAACUACUUCCAUUUGGGGUCGGCGCUGUGAUUGAACGUAGUGAUGAAUUAGAACCAAAAUGGCCGUCACUGAUUCCCGGUGGCAGACAAGAGCGCCUACCAAUGGUGAUUGACGGCUAGAUUAGCCAAUAGUCCUUUGAGAUGAUUUGUGAUGUCCAGUAUCCAAUCAGGUAGCGGCACACGGCUGAUAUUGGCAGCGGAGAAGAGUAUAGUAAGCUAGCCGUCGUCCAGAUCAACAAGGCUGUGUUUUGGAGGCAGUUUAAUAAACACCCACUGCUUGUCAGCUGAUGCUAGUCGCAGCUUGCACUCCCUCAGUGACGUGUCACGCGAAACCAGGGAUAAACCAGCACAAAACUAGCCGAGCCACACUGAACCCUGGGUCGCUUUGGGUGGAUGAAUUCGUCGAAGUGAACUUUUAAAGGCAGCUAGCUUUUUUAAUGCAUUUCGAGACAGGGCGACUCUGACAGCUGAACAAGACAGGAACCUCCUCGACUCUCGACCUUUAUACAAAAGAAGCGAGCCAGGAAAAUACAUUUUACUCUUUUAAAUUGAUAAUUAAGCCACUUUUAGACAAACAAAUUAUAAUUGAGAAUCUCGCUUCUUUUCAUUUUUUACCAAUUACGCCAAAUUUUUCGACCAAUGUUUUUCGUUUUUGAAAAGCUGCUUUAAACAAACGGGACGAAUUAUUUAGCUUUAUUAAUUUAAAGUAAUUUUCUUCGUUAUUUUAAAGGGACAAACUAACCUACAGUUGUUGGACAAGUGUUAGCAUUUGCCAGGCUAACAUAAACCCCUGACAACCACUAAGGCUUCUCUCUGUGGCUGGUGCUGCGUUCACGGGGCACUUGAUUUAUAUAUUGCCCGUGUUAAAAACUCUUAACGACUUACCAAAUUUAAUUUUGUUAAACAAACAUUAGACACUUAAACUCAGAGCUGAGCCAACGCUUGGACCUGAAGCCAGUCGUGUGUGUGUAAGUGUGUGUGUGUGCGUGUGCAGCCACGGAAUUCCCUUAUCACCGGAUUGUUAUUUUAUCAGUGUUAUAUUGCGGAAAAUGGCGGCGGUCGGAAUGGUGCAGAUGUUGAUCGAAGCAGCCGAGUUUCUUGAUCGCAGGGAACGAGAAGCUGAGCAUGGCUAUGCCUCCAUGCCACCUUUUGUCAGCAGUCGAGAGAGGGAGAGCUUGAAAAGGAAAAGCAAAAGCAAAAAAAAUACAAGUAGCAGGUCUUCGCAUAAUGAAAUGGAGAAGAACAGACGGGCACAUUUACGGCUUUGUCUAGAGCGACUGAAAUCUCUUGUUCCCUUGGGACCGGAGGCUAACAGGCACACCACCCUCAGCCUGUUGAUGAAGGCCAAAGAUCACAUCAAGAGGUUGGAGGAGAGCGACAGAAAAGCUCAGCACGCUUUAGAGCACCUACAGCGGGAGCAGAGACAUUUGAGGAGGCGCCUGGAGCAGCUCGGGGUGGAGAGAAUCCGCACAGACAGUACCGGCUCCACUGUGUCCUCGGAAAAGUCGGACUCAGACCAGGACCUGGAUGUAGACGUGGAGGGGACAGACUACCUGCUGGGUGACCUGGAGUGGAGCAUGAGCAGCAUAAGCGACUCAGGAGAUGAGCGAGGCAGCCUGCGUAGCAGCUGUAGUGAUGAGGGCUACUCCAGCGCCAGCCUGCUGCGCCUGCAGGACACUCAGGAGAGGGCCAAGCAGCUGGGCUGCAGCCUAUAAAACAGCACUGGUUAACGACCCAGCACCCAACACCCUUCCUUUCCUUUGUCUAUUCCGUCCCAACUUGGGUCCUCCUUCCUGCUUACACCUCACCCUUCUGUCUUUUCGUUCUACCUUCCUUGCCCUUUCUUUUUUUCCCUCUUCACUACGACUGACCAAGUCGAAGGAUCCUCCUCCCACGACACCCGCCUUUAUCUAGUUUGCCAUCAGGGGUCAGUCUAAAUGGGUGUUGCUCAUUCUGCUCUGCACCAAUCAAAAGAGUGAGAAAUGUAAUGUAGGCACUCCACCUCAUUCACACCCCAUCUAAUCUGUCGAAACCACAACUUUCAGCCAGAGAAUGUUACCACACAAUAUCCCACUGCCUCUGUUUCUAUGCCUCAGCCAUAGGAAGAACUUCAAUAGAUUUCACCCCUAUUACACACACAUGCACACAUUCCCUUGUGCACAAACAUUAACACAGGCUCACACACCCUCUAGCACAUAUAUUAAUACAGACACACAGCUCUCCAUCACUCCUAGUUUUCCAACAAGACAAAGUUGUCUCUGAGGAGAUGCUGUCAUGAUAUGUUCACUAGACAACCAUCUGUGCAUGGUAAUUUGCACUUGAAAGUUUUGGUCAACAAGAACUGUGUUGACUUUUUUCAAACUUAUAUCUUAAAGACAAAGAUAAGCAGUGAUUGUUGCCGUGAGUGAGUGUUUGACAUCUGUCAGUUUUCUGCCCCCUGCUGUGUGGUGCAGCAGACUCUGUUGAUACUACAUCCAAAUCUUCGGGGGCCUGCAGCAAUAUGUCCUUUAGCAGCCAGGUUUUUGCAGGCAACCUGGUGAUUUACUUGUCAUUUCUAUGUCUUAGCCUGAAGCUCAAAUGCGAAAAUACGAUAAAAAAAAAAAAAAUUGUGCAGCAUGAGAUUGUGAAGGAGCCUGGGGUUGUGGGAAGCUGGGGGGUUGAGGGUGGGGUUAGGGUUAGGGUUAGGGUUAGAUGUUUUCUGCUUCUCUCUCUGUCUAUCUCUCUCUGAUGACAGCGUUUUUUUAAACAGCAUCUUUUUUAUCUAACGUGUGUUUGUCACAAGAAAGUUUGGACACUGUUGAUCACCAGCCACAUUUUUGGCAGGUGCUGGUACAUUUUUGUACAAUGUCAUUACUUUACUGCCCUGUUGGCCCAGACAUUCGAGGGAAGGGAAGAGAAGGGAAGAAGGCAUCUACCAUGAGCAGUCGAGAGACUGGAGCACAUUCCACGAUGUAGAGACAGGACGGGUGGGUGAGCCUCAGAGCAUCGCUUCUCACAAGUCGAUGUUCCUGCUAGUGCUUCACACAGAGUGGGGCUCAGUUUGAGUGCAGGGUGAGUUGCCCAGCAGAAUAACUAGUGUUGACUUUUCAGUGGGAAUACACUUUGUUCUUGUAUUCAGCUCCGAAAAGCACAACCUCCCCCCUCCCCCCCCACAUAUUUUCACUCCUUUGUCCUGCCUUGAUAGCUAUUUAUUGUUUCUGCAAAAAAAUAAACAUGUAAAUGUAAAUAGUUUACAGAAAGAACUCUAUGUCUAUCAGCAAAUGUAUUUAUUACAUAUACUAAAUAUAUAGAUUAAUAUAAAUACAUACAAAUAUAUUUAAUUAGUCCUAGCCCAUGUUCUUCUUGUGAGGUUUACAAAAAUGUUCAUACAUGUAGUUUGUUUGCAGAGUUUAGUCACGCUAUAGAAAACAUUUAGAGACGUCUAUUGUGCCUCGAGGGUUUUGUGUCUGCUCAGAAAUCUGCACAGUGCUAUUUGCGAAUAAUUAUUUUUCCCCUGUGAUUUAUUCUUAUUCUGUUUUAAAGCCAUCUUGCCCUAUUAGCGAGAGAUAAUAGAACAAAAAAAAUAUUGAAAAGUUCUAAAAAUGUUAAUUUAAAAAAGUGUAAAAGUAAGAGGAGCUGGCAGGCAGUUGGACAGCAGAGAUGUAUCUGGCUCAUUCUUUGGUGAAACCAGCUCAUAAUUGAUUGGAAGAACAAGAACUCUGCCUUUGCUUGUUGGUUUGAGAACCCUAUCCAUGAGAUAGUAACCUGUUAGAUGGAUGUAGAGCAAAGGUGGGAUUGAAGCCUAUGGAUGUGCACACUUCACCUGUCGCCAGUAAAUCUAUAAGCAUGAAGAUGGUAGACCAAAAAAAAAAA
Messenger RNA from Cynoglossus semilaevis (tongue sole), 4355 nucleotides. It is a transcript of the gene mxd1, whose product is annotated as MAX dimerization protein 1. The transcript has 6 exons. The record is from RefSeq and is a predicted model, not a curated record. Gene Ontology annotation, molecular function: protein dimerization activity; DNA-binding transcription factor activity, RNA polymerase II-specific; RNA polymerase II cis-regulatory region sequence-specific DNA binding. Gene Ontology annotation, biological process: negative regulation of transcription by RNA polymerase II. Lineage: Eukaryota; Metazoa; Chordata; Actinopteri; Pleuronectiformes; Cynoglossidae. The coding region runs from base 1553 to 2218 and encodes 221 amino acids.